UAUCGAUGGCAGUAUUAUGAGUGCACCUGAUGCUGAAACAACAAUAUAACAACCAUGAAGGAAUGAGGACUUUUUAUCUAGAUGAACAGUGCAGUUUUUUUUUGUGGAUAUUAAAUUUGUUGGAAUUCAGAUUUUUUUUAAGGCGAUUUUUUAAUAUGCUUUUAUGUUAGGCGGACUUUAAGACCACAGUUUUACAAAACAGAAAAGGGAAGAAAUACCUUUUUAUUUUAUUUUUUGUUAUUCAAUCUGCCACCAUGGACUCCAAUAAAAAGCAAAUAACGCCCCAGUUGUUGAUGGCUGUUGGUACAGCUGUAAUUGGAUCACUGCAGUUUGGAUACAACACAGGAGUCAUCAAUGCACCUCAGAAGAUCAUUGAGAACUUCUUAAAUGAAACAUGGAAUAAGAGAUAUUCAGAGUUCAUACCGUCAGGCACGCUAACAACACUAUGGUCCGUAUCAGUGGCUAUCUUCUCUGUAGGCGGCAUCUUCGGCUCCUUCUCAGUCGGGCUGUUUGUAAACCGAUUCGGCAGGAGGAAUUCAAUGCUCAUUGUAAAUGUCCUGGCCUUCAUAGCCGCUGCUUUUAUGGGCUUCUCCAAACUGGCCGAAUCUUGGGAGAUGCUCAUAAUCGGACGCUUCAUUGUGGGUCUGUACUCUGGCCUGUCCACAGGCUUUGUACCAAUGUAUGUGGGAGAAAUUUCCCCAACUUCAUUACGGGGGGCGCUGGGAACUCUUCACCAGCUGGGCAUUGUUAUUGGCAUCCUCAUGGCACAGAUCUUUGGCAUUAAAGAAAUCAUGGGGAACUCUACAAUGUGGCCCUUUCUGCUGGGCUUCACUUUUAUCCCAGCCCUCCUGCAAUGUGCCCUGUUACCUUUCUGCCCUGAGAGCCCACGUUACCUACUUAUCAACCAGAACGAGGAGGCCAAAGCCAAGAGUGCGCUGAAGAAGCUACGUGGAACUGAAGAUGUGGGUGAAGACUUGAAUGAGAUGAGGGAGGAGGGCAGGCAGAUGAUGAGGGAAAAGAAGGUCACCAUCCCCGAGCUCUUCCGAUCGUCUCUUUACCGUCAACCCAUCUUCAUUGCCAUCAUGCUACAACUCUCCCAACAGUUCUCGGGAAUCAAUGCUGUUUUUUAUUACUCUACUGGUAUAUUUGAGGAUGCAGGAGUGUCUGAGCCCGUCUAUGCCACCAUUGGUGCUGGAGUUGUGAACACAGCAUUCACAGUUGUGUCUCUCUUCAUAGUGGAGCGGGCUGGUAGAAGAUCACUUCAUCUCAUUGGACUGAUGGGAAUGGCUGUGUCUUCUGUUUUAAUGACUAUUGCUAUGGCACUGAUAAAACAAGUGCAGUGGAUGUCAUACGUCAGCAUUGCAGCCAUCUUUAGUUUCGUGGCAUUCUUCGAGAUCGGUCCAGGCCCUAUCCCGUGGUUCAUUGUGGCAGAACUCUUUAGUCAAGGCCCACGGCCGUCUGCCAUCGCCGUAGCUGGAUUCUCAAACUGGUGUGCCAAUUUCUUGGUGGGAAUGUGCUUCCAGUAUGUUGAGCAACUGACAGGCCCGUAUGUUUUCAUCAUCUUCACCGUUCUGCUGCUGAUCUUCUUCGUCUUCACCUACUUUAAGGUCCCGGAGACAAAGGGCCGGACGUUUGAUGAGAUCUCCGCAAGCUUCCGCCAUGGGACAGAUAAAUAUAAUCGAGAUGAUCUGAACGCACUGGGGGCAGACUCCCAACUUUAAGCUCUACGUUAUAAUAAUAAAUUAUACAUUAAUGCUAUCACUAACCAAGUGACAGUCCUUGAGUAUCGAACAGUGGGUAUGUUCACAGUGGCAUGCUGUCAUAUUAUUCAUACUUUGAAUGCAGGAGAUUUAAAGGUGCAAUGUGUACAUUUUAGGAGGAUUUCUUGAAUACUAUAUACAUAACUAUAUUUUCAGUGGUGUAAAAAUACUUUGCAUAAUGAAACGUUAUGUUUAUAUUAUCAGUCAUAUAUCAACAUUACAUGGAAGUUGCCAUUAUGAUUUUGGGCUGCCAUGUUUCUAGAGUAGCCUUAAAUGGACAAACUGCUCUACAGAGCACGUUUUGUUGUCUGAGACAAUGACAUGUUUUUCCUGUGGGGGCUAUCGUUUCUCUAUGUGCUUCAGAAGGGAGGGGUGAGUGGUUGCAAUUCGCAAGCUCAGCGCUAGAUGCCGCUAAAAAUCUACACACUGCACCUUUAAUGUAGUAUCCAUAUGAUUGCACUCUUAACUUUAUAUAGAGGAGAGAGAGUGAGAGAGAGAGACAGAGUGAGAAAGCGAGAGAGAAAAAGCAAGAGAGACUAAAAGCGAGAGAGAGAAAGCGAGAGAGAGAGAAAGUGUGUGAGAGAGAGAGCGAGAGAGCAAAAGAGUUCUUUAAAAAACAGCAACAUAAUAGUUUUAAUUUAAUUUUAAUCAAUACAAAAUGGUUGUGCCAGCAGUCUACCAUACUACAGAUUAGUAAAUACUUAUACUAGUUUUAUAUAUUUUAACAGUGUCCAGUAUACAGUGUAAUAUGAUGCACUGUAAAAAAAAUUGUUGGUUCAAUUUGAAAAAAGUAAGUUACAUGGUUCCCCUAAUAUUUUGAGUUCAUUCAACUAAAAAAUAUAAGAUUGUUGUCAACUAAUAUUUUUAAGGCAACCAGGUAACUUACUUUUUUUAAGUUAAACCAACUUUUUUUUACAGUGUAUAGACAGUAUUUUAGUAUUGAUACAGUAAAGAUAUUCAAGAGCAGGGCAAACACACGGGAACUUUCCAUUUAUUGCUCACAGUGCGUCCUAUAGUGACUGUUUAUUAAUUUAGUUUUUAUUAUUCUGAAAUGCUGAAUAGUAAUAAUAAUAAUGACUAUAUAGUGUGUUCUUUUCGGCAUGUUCACAUGCAUAUACAUUGACAUAUGGAAGGUUUUUAUAUAUUUGUGUACUACAAAAUCAUUUGAAUGAUUUAGCAUUCAAUUGCUAAAUUCAUCUUAAGGAUACAGGGUUUCUUUUGCACUUGCAAUUUUAAGAAAUAUUUUCUAUUGGCCAGUCAACAUAUGCUCUAAAAAUGCUGGGUUGUCUUUAGCCCAUGGUUGGAAAUUUUUGAAAAGAGUGCAUUAUGGGGCAUAAUAGGGUCAGAACUGAAUAUUGGAGACAUUUUUAUGGUGUCAGAUAUGUGUUCAUUGAUACUUGAACUGUGACUUUACCAAGGAUUAUGUCAAGAUUAACUAACAGAACGUUAUGUUUGCGUGUCUAAAUUCUUGUUUAAACUGGAUCUUAUUUUGACCUCAAACAAAUUAACUAAUUAAAAUAAUAUAUAAACAUCUUUCUACUGUAACUAAUAUUACUAUGGUAUGAUAUAUGCAUGUAAUAUGUUUUAGAUGGUUCUGUCCAAAAUGCAUAAUUGGUUUGAUUUUGUGCAUAUUGUUGAUGAUGUUUGUGUGAUUAUGAGAAUUUAGUAUAUUGUUAAUAAGUGCAAUACUUGUUCACCUAUUCUUGUCUAUUUAUUUCACAUAUAGUACUAGGCAUUAUAAAUAAAACAAGCUUUCAGUGGAUUUGUACACUUCAAAUGUAAAAAUAUGUCUUUUUUGUGUAGAGAUGUUUUUUAGAGCAGAACUGCAAAUAAGUUUUAUUUUAAAUGUACUUAGUAUUUUGAAAUCAUUCAACUUCAUUAAAGUUGACGUAUGGUUUUGUUCACUGUGUCACAAAAAUUGCAUUAGAAAUCCAAAAAAAAUGUGCCAACCAAGACCUGACAUUACUAUGAGAGUUAUAUUUUUUCAAAAUGGUCAAUUAAAUUAGUGUCUUUUUUGAUAAGCUUCUAUUCAGAUAAAUACUUAGACUUUACAUAAAGUUGUUUUUACAUUAAAUUACUUAAUAAAGAAUUACUCCAAACACCACAAGAUGGCAGUAUUUCUCUCUGCAAUAGUUAGAUUAAAAAGCUGUCAUA
This is a messenger RNA of Misgurnus anguillicaudatus (oriental weatherfish), 3914 nucleotides long. The record is from RefSeq and is a predicted model, not a curated record. NCBI's taxonomy places the organism in Eukaryota, Metazoa, Chordata, Actinopteri, Cypriniformes, Cobitidae.